AUGGAGAAUGAGAACUCUUCCUCGUGUUGUUCUCUUCUCCCCUACGUCCUCCCCCAGGAAGAAGACAAGAGGCAGCUUCGGGAAACGUCGGCCCACCCGCCCAGUUCUGAGCGAUACGUUCACACCUUCCGAGAGCUGCGAAAUCUCUCCGGAAGCAUCAACGUCACGUAUCGUUAUCUCGCCGGCACGCCGCUCAACCGCAAGAAGUACCUGACCAUCGGGCUGUCGUCGGUGAAAAGGAAGCGAGGGAACUACCUGCUGGAGACCAUCAAGUCCAUCUUCGACCAGUCCAGCUACGAGGAGCUGAAGGAGAUCAUGGUGGUGGUCCACCUGGCCGACUUUGACCCGGUGUGGUGCGAGAACUCGGUGCAAGAGAUAAGCAGGAAGUUCGGCCACCACAUCAUCGCCGGUCGCCUCCUGGUGAUCCAGGCUCCGGAGGAAUACUAUCCGUCCCUGGAUGGUCUCAAGAGGAACUACAACGACCCCGAGGACCGAGUGCGCUUCCGCUCCAAGCAGAACGUGGACUACGCCUUCCUGCUCAACUUCUGCACCAACCUGUCGGACUUCUACAUGAUGCUGGAGGACGACGUGCGCUGCUCCCGCAAUUUCCUGACGGCCUUGAAGAAAGUCAUCACCUCCAGGGAAGGUUCCUACUGGGUGAUGCUGGAGUUCUCCAAGUUGGGCUACAUCGGGAAGCUCUACCACUCCAGGGACCUGCCCCGUCUGGCUCACUUCCUGCUCAUGUUCUACCAGGAGAUGCCGUGCGACUGGCUCCUCAUCCACUUCCGGGGUCUGCUGGCCCAGAAGGACGUGAUCCGCUUCAAGCCCUCGCUCUUCCAGCACAUGGGCUACUACUCGUCCUACAAAGGAGCCGAGAACAAGCUGAAGGACGACGACUUUGAGGAGGACUCGCUGGACAUUCCCGACAACCCUCCGGCCAGCCUCUACACCAACAUCAAUGUCUUUGAGAACUACGACGCCGCCAAGGCCUACAGCACCGUGGACGAAUACUUCUGGGGGAAGCCUCCGUCCACCGGGGACUUCUUCGUCAUUGUCUUCAACAAGUCGGCCAAAAUCAGCAGGAUCAAGAUCUCUACCGGCUCCGACGACCGGCAGAACGACAUCCUGCACCGCGGAGCUCUGGAAGUGGGGGAGAAACUCGUGGGCACCAAGAAGGGGAAGCAGUGCUCCUCCUACAUCACCUUGGGGGAGUUCAAAAAUGGCAACAUCGAGGUCCAGAACGUGGACCGCAAGAUCUCCUUCGACAUCGAGUGCGUGCGGAUCGUAGUGACGGCCAGUCAGAAGGAAUGGAUCAUCAUCAGGAGUAUAAGUUUAUGGACCACACCUCCGCCCAGCCAAUGAGGACUGCAGACUCUUACUACACUUUAGGAAAAACUAUCAUUGUUAAGUCUUUCCAGGUUCAUGUUAUCAUUUUUUUUACCUAUUUAUUGAUUUGGAUCAAUAGUUUUUUAUACCUUAGUGGAUCAUCAAAGUAUUUAUUGUCGUUGUGUUGGACGUGUGCGGCGGAAUGACGACGAAGCAGUUUCACGGUGCGGAUUCCGGGUUUCUACCCGCUCUUUUAUUGCCAGUCAAUCCCACGGAGAUCACAUCUAUUGAUCGAGGGUUGCUAAUUGUAGUCGUGCAUUGGUCUGAGGAACACUGGAUUUCAAAAACAACGCCUGACCAUCUGCUGGCUCAGCAUCUUUGAAAAUCAAUCGCCCUUCUGACAUGUGAGCACAGUCUUGGAAUUUUUGCUGAAACGUGAUAAAUCCAGAAGAAGACCGACAGAGCUUUAUUUGUAAACGUAUUCAUUAUAUUUAUUAAAUGACCCGCAGCGUCCAGAUGACAAAAUUUUCACUACCAAAGUCUCCUAAUGUGUUUUAUGCUCCUGAGAAUGAAUCUACCAGUUAUUUACCACAACUUGGAACACCCUCCUUUUAUCUCCAAAAUCGACAUGUCGAACUGGAGCCAAUUCCCCCCACAUAGACGAUGUAAAACGUUUAUUUUCAUCGUUUCAUUGCCUGUUUUCGUUGCCCUGGUCCAUGAUUACAUCAAGACUGCUCAAAGGCCUACUGAAAUGAAAUGUUCUUAUUUAA
Entelurus aequoreus (snake pipefish) is the source of this 2096-nucleotide messenger RNA. Its product is annotated as alpha-1,3-mannosyl-glycoprotein 4-beta-N-acetylglucosaminyltransferase C-like. NCBI's taxonomy places the organism in Eukaryota, Metazoa, Chordata, Actinopteri, Syngnathiformes, Syngnathidae. Gene Ontology annotation, molecular function: acetylglucosaminyltransferase activity. The coding region runs from base 1 to 1362 and encodes 453 amino acids. The transcript is spliced from 3 exons. Gene Ontology annotation, biological process: protein N-linked glycosylation. The record is from RefSeq and is a predicted model, not a curated record.